This is a messenger RNA of Cooperia oncophora, 729 nucleotides long. The record is from the annotation of a GenBank genome assembly. Lineage: Eukaryota; Metazoa; Nematoda; Chromadorea; Rhabditida; Trichostrongylidae.
AUGUCGAAGAUAUUCUACGUUUUCACUAGUGUACCUCUCUUCUAUUCUAUAAUGGCAUCACAAUUCACCCAAAUGUUUAUGGUCGCUGAAAGGUGGACGGCAACUAUUUUCGUCCAAAACUAUGAGUCUGGCUUCAGAAAGCUUGGACCGUUCUUAAUAGCAACAAUCGCUUGUUUUGGGAAGUUCGAUAUGUCGCGUAGAGAUUACUCCGGAUCACUGAAAAGGAUACCCGCUCUGAUGAUGCUCACAGCUUGUUGCCUUUCCCUCACGUAUCUGGGUGAAACCUUUGAUGCACCACAAUGGUAUGCUCGAGCAAUGCCAAGCACUUCAUACUCGCGAUCAAAUAUAUUGAUAUUGACGAUGCUCAUACUGAACUUCGUCAGUCUGAUUCUGACUAUUGCUUUGUACGUCGUAAGCCGUCGCCAACAGAGACUACUGACUCUAUCGUCGAAAUUCCAAUCAAGUGAGAAUGCAAUUGUAUCUACUCUGCUCUUCUGGAUUUCUGCUAGUCAGUUCACGGCCUUAUUUUUGGCACAAGCGAUCGGUCUUUAUAUGAGAGCCUACUUAUUCAGCAAUCCUCUCAAAAAUGCUUAUAGAGAAAACCUCGAUUUCUUUAACUAUUACACGCUAUUGCUACCAAUAUUGUCAAUACUCUUCUUUGUGAAAAUCAAGCGAUCUCGAAUUAGGAAUAUCAAGACCAACAUUAAUAUGAAAUCGGAUAGGAGUUGA